Molecule: messenger RNA, 2958 nt
Organism: Cannabis sativa
Lineage: Eukaryota; Viridiplantae; Streptophyta; Magnoliopsida; Rosales; Cannabaceae
Exons: 3
Coding region: 1-2958 (985 amino acids)
Source: RefSeq, a predicted model, not a curated record
AUGUCAGAGAUCGUUGGCGGGUUGAAUGAAGCUUGGAUGGCCAUGGGAGACAUGAACUCGGUCCCCUGUCAAGACGAGAAGGUUGGAGGAAGACCCGUUUGUGACUCGGAGGGCAGGGGCCUAAGAAACUUCAUGUUUGAGUGUGGGGCGAUUGAUCUCAAUGGGGUGGGGGCGCUCUUUACUUGGUCUAAUGGCCAAGAUUGGAACCAUCUGGUGAGAGAGAAACUGGACUGGGUGGUUUGUUCAACCUCUUGGAUCUCUAUAUUUCCUAAGGUUGGCACUCGCACUCUAGAUGAGGGGUGCAGCAAGGUUAUUCGUAAGGCUUGGCAGAACGUUGUCACGGGUUACCAAAGCUUCAUUCUGUGCACCAAACUCCGAAUUACGGCCAAUGCUCUGAGCAAAUGGAACAAAGAAAGCUUUGGAAUAUGUAAAACUAAAUUGGCGCUCCUGGAGAAACUCCUCAUUGAUGUUCAAAGCCGUGAACCUUCUCAGGAAAACUUGCAACUGGAGAGUGCGUUGAUGCUAGAAAUUGCUGAAGUGGAAGCUCGCCAAGAUGAGAUUUGGAGGCAAAAGGCUAGGGAGCUUUGGCUUAAAGAAGGAGAUUGGAACUCCCGAUUCUUUCACGCUUCCCUGGUGGUUAGAAUGAAGAGAAAUUUCAUUUGGGGUGUCUCCCAAGAUGGCAUUCAUUGGAUAGACAAUAGAGACAUGGUGGUGGAUUAUUUCAGGGGAAGGUUUAUUGAAUCUUUCUCCUCCACUAAUCCGAAGUUUAGGGAGGAAAUUUUCGAUCUGAUUUCGCCAUGUAUUACCACGGAGGAGAACGAGUACAUGCGGGGCAUUCCGUCUGCAGAUGAAAUUAAGGCUGUGGUGUGGGAGAUGCCUCCACUUAAGUCCCCAGGCCCCGAUGGCUUUCCUGCAAAGUUCUACAAAACUCACUGGGACACGGUUGGCCAACAAACGAUAGACUUUGUGAAGGAAUUCUUUUCAACUGGUAAGUUCACUAAGGCUGUCAAUAGAACUUUCAUUGUACUGAUUCCAAAGAAACAAGAUGCCUGUAAAUUUGAUGACUACAUGCCGAUUAGUUUGUGCAAUGUCUGCUACAAAAUUGUGGCUAAGAUUCUGGUGAACAGGUUAAGAGGAGUGCUGGACAAAAUCAUCUCUCCCUAUCAAUCUGCUUUUGUCAAAAAUCGAUGGAUUGUUGAAAACUCAAUAAUCGCCCACGAGAUUGUCCAUGAUAUGGGCAGGAAGAAAGGGAGUGAGGCUUUUGUUGGUAUCAAAUGCGACAUGUCUAUGGCCUACGAUAAGAUGGAAUGGGGUUUUGUGGACGGUGUUCUCAAGGCUUUCGGUUUUGACAGUUGGUUCCGUGGCUUAAUCAGGGAAUGCAUUUCUUCUGUGAGUUUCCAGGUCCUGGUUAAUGGUGGGCUAACAAAGAUGUUUACGCCAGGCAGGGGGCUGAGGCAAGGCGACCCUUUGUCGCCUUUUUUGUUCAUCAUUUGCUCUGAGAUUCUUUCUCGUCUGAUUAUGAAAAAGGAGAACUUGGGUUUGAUUACGGGCUAUCGAGUCUCUCCCAACUGCCCAUCCAUUUCCCACCUCAUGUAUGCUGACGACACAAUCUUUUUUAUGAAAUCGGAUAUUGGGGAGAUUAAUCAGUUUCAAGAGGCGCUGAAUCAAUAUUGCAAUUGGUCGGGACAGAGAAUUAAUGUUAACAAGUCAAAAAUUCUCUUGUCUAAAAACUGUGAGAUGAAUGUGGGGGUGGCAAUCUCGGAUAGCUUAGGCUUUGACAUAAUGAAUGGAGAUGAAACUUUCCUGGGCAAUCCGCUGUUUGUUAGUGGAAACAGAACGAAAGACUUCCAAUUUAUCAUUGAUAAUGUCAGGAAUCGGAUGGAAGUGUUCUUUCUUCCAAAGACCAUCACAGACUCCUUGGAUGCUCUGGUUAGGAGGUUCUGGUGGAAGGGAUCUAUGGAUGGGGGCCGAUAUCUCUCUUUGAUGAAUUGGGAUACGAUCUGCAAACCCAAGGGCUGUGGGGGUUUAGGGAUUCGAAAAUUUUGGGACAUCAACUUCUGCCUUUUAGCCAAACUGGGUUGGUGUGUGGCUCAAAACAAUAAUAACAUCUGGUGUAAGACCCUGAUGGGAAAAUACUGCAGGAAUAGAAGCUUCUGGGCUAGAUCUAUCCCUCGGGGAGCAUCUUAUGUUGCCCGAGGAAUAUGGAAAACGAGAGAAUUCAUUAAGGAGAAUGGAGUUUGGCUAAUUGGGAAGAACUCUUCUGUAGAGAUAAUGCAUUGCUCUUGGUCUUGCUCUGAUGGAGUGGUUAUAUGCCCCUCGGAUAUAAAUUCGCGGAUAGAUACAUGGACGAUGGUCUGUGAUCUUUUAGGUGGCGACUUGAGCCACUGGGAUCAAUCUCUUGUGGAGAGAAUGUUUAAACCAGCAACUGCGGAAGUCAUAUCCAGAUGUAACAUUGAGGAGCUCCCCGAGAACGAUUCCUUAGUGUGGAAGUCUGCCCCGAAUGGUGAAUUCUCUCUUAAGAGGGUGUACUGGGAUCUCCUUGGCCCCAGAGCUCGUCAAGAUAAGAUGUGUAUGAGACUUUGGCGCUCUCCUAUUCAUGAUCGCCUUAAACAUUUCAUGUGGAAAUGUGCUACAAACUGCCUCCCCUUCAGUGCUAGAUUGGGCAGUAUUUUCGGACAUCCGUGUGGAAAAUGCUACCUAUGUAACACUAAUAAUUCGGACCAUGCGGCUCACUUUUUCUCCCUAUGCUCUGUUACGAAGCGACUUCGGGGGUCAGGUAAAUGGCAACUAAUGAUCGAGAAUGUCCCUCUUCACUCCGGUGAGGAGGUGAUAAAAUGGAUGCUUGAUCCUGGGAACUUGGUAGGGGCGUGCGACCCCAGGAACCCAAAGGUGGAAUUUAUGCUCUAUGCUGCAGUGCUGUACCAUAAUCUAUGGUUCGUCAGGAAUGACAUCUUCUAA